Molecule: messenger RNA, 701 nt
Organism: Dioscorea cayenensis subsp. rotundata (Guinea yam)
Lineage: Eukaryota; Viridiplantae; Streptophyta; Magnoliopsida; Dioscoreales; Dioscoreaceae
Product: flowering-promoting factor 1-like protein 1
Exons: 1
Coding region: 141-464 (107 amino acids)
Biological process (GO): regulation of flower development
Source: RefSeq, a predicted model, not a curated record
UUCAUUUGCAUCAACUAAAGCUCAAUCUUAUUAUUAGUUCCUUCCCUCCCUCUCUUGAGAUCCUUCUUUCAUUUGCAUACUUGUUUUUUUUUUUUUCUUGUACUCCAACACACAAAGUACAAACAAAGUAGAAGAAGAAGAUGUCAGGAGUUUGGGUGUUCAACAACAACGGAGUAAUGAGACUAGUAGAAAACCCGGCAAAUGAGAGAUCAUCUACUGCACGGCGAAAAAGCUUGCUUUAUACCCCUAGCAAUGAAGUAAUCAAUUCGUUCGCCUCGCUCGAGCGGAAGUUGAUGAACCUUGGAUGGGAGAGAUACUACGAUGAGCCGAACCUCAUCCAAUUCCACAAACGUUCAUCGAUCGAUCUCAUCUCCCUUCCCAAAGAUUUCACCGAGUUCAAGCCCUUCCACAUGUUCGAUAUCGUGGUCAAGAACCGCGAAGCUUUUCGAGUCAUAGACCAAUAAGUUUCCACUUCAUGGUAUAUCAAGAGUGCUUCAACAACAAGUAUAUCACUAGUUUGAGUAUGAGCUAACAUAUGAUUAAUUAGUUUGAUUGUAAAAUGUGUCUAUUUGGUAUUGCAUUGUGUGUGGCAUAAGCAGUGAGUAUUGCAAUGGAAUAGUGUGUAGUGUAAUAUGUUAGUUAUUGUAAAACCCCCCAAAAAAUAUAUAUAUAUAUGUUUGUGUGUUAUUAAUUAAUUAAUU